AUGAAGAAAGAUAUAAAUGAAGUGGCAGCAGCAGAGGAAACUUCAGCUGGGAUUGUUGUCACCCCAGAUGCCGAAUUCUACAUCAGUUCCGUUGCACAGGUUUCCUGUGCGAAUAUCCUUCUUGCAGAAGAUUUAGCUUCUCCUAGUCAUCAAAUAUGGAACUAUGCGAUUGCCGAUGCCUUAGUAGCCAAGGGCCACAAUGUGACAGUUAUUGGACCUAAGACGAUAUCAACAGAAAAUAGGAAGUUUCGCUAUAUUCCGCUGGAAGGACUACUUGAUGAGAUAGGCGUGUUUCUUCCUGAUGACUAUAUGCAUUUCUCAACUCUGGGAAAUAUCAAGAUGUUCAAUGAUUUCAUACUUACGACAUGCAAUCAUACGAUUCACACCAAGGGACUCCAAAAGCUGAUGGAUUAUCCGAAAGAUUUCAAAUUCGAUCUGAUUUUAUUAGACCUUACUGCAACGCCUUGUUUCCUACCAUUGAUUGAGAGGUUUAAUUCACCUCCUGCUGUCGUAAUAUCUGCAAUGUUACUAUCACCCGUUCUAUCGGAAUUAUUCGGAAACAGCUUUCCAGCUUCAUAUAUACCGUAUAUUUUCUUGAAGAACACUGCCAGAAUGGAUUUCUCGGAAAGAUUACAUAAUUUUGUCUUCUCCAAAAUUGAUCUUUAUUGGAAAGCUUACAACUCGUUCCAUAUGGAGAAGAUGUCGAGAAGUGUAUUCGGAGAGAAGAUGCAAAGUUUCGAUGCCCUGAGCAAGAAAACAACGUUUCUCUUAUGUAACUGGAGCCCUGGACUCCACUAUUCACAGCCACUUACGCCUAAUAUCAUUCCAGUUGGUGGAGUGCAUAUCGAUACUGAGAAAAAACUUCCCCAGGAUUUACAAGAUAUAAUGGAUUCUGCAGAAAAUGGAGUCAUAUUCUUCUCAUUAGGUAGUAACUUGAGAUCGGACACAAUGAGUCCAGAGAAGAAAAACAGCAUUCUGAAGGUCUUCAGUCAGUUGAAUCAGACUGUUUUAUGGAAAUUCGAAUCUGACUUUCCAAAUCUUCCAAAAAACGUGAUAAUAAGAAAAUGGAUCCCGCAGACUGCAAUAUUUGCUCAUCCAAAUUUGAAGUUAUUCAUCACCCACGGAGGUGGUUUGAGUACAAUUGAAGCCGCAUUCUUUGGAAUACCAAUGGUAGGCAUCCCCUUCUUCGUAGACCAACAUGCUAACAUGGAACUGGUAGAAACUAGAGGAAUAGGAGUGAAAUUGGAAUACUCUGAUUUGACUUCAGAAAGUUUAUUGGAAGCAGUCAACAUCGUUUUGAGAGAUCGAAGGUAUGUGUUAUCCAUAGAUAGGUAUUCCGAGAAUGCUAAAAAGAUAUCAUCAAUAAUGAGGGAUCAACCACAGACUCCAAUGGAACGUGCAUUAUUCUGGAUUGAAUUCGCAAUGCGAAAUAAUGGAACCAACAUUUAUGAUCCACAGUCAAGACACAUAUCGGGUUUCAUCUCGUCUUCCUUCGACAUUUACAUAUUUCUUUUAUCAGUUCUAUGUUUAGUUGUAUAUUUUUUGAAGAAAAUGGUGGCAGUCUUGUGGAGUCUAGUGAACUGGGAAGAGAAGAAAGUAAAAAGACAUUGAAUUAGCAAUUAUAGUUCAUUGCCACUCUCGAUAACCUAUAGAUAGUAUAAUAAACUACGAAGAACUUAUGAUAAUAUAUAUUAUAAUAUGUAUAUACAUGUUGAGGUAUGUAUGCGUGAGGAGUAACUACACUGUAACCCAUCGGGUGACAAUCAACCCAUAUUAGACAUAUCAUAACUUC
Messenger RNA from Phaedon cochleariae (mustard beetle), 1792 nucleotides. The record is from the annotation of a GenBank genome assembly. NCBI's taxonomy places the organism in Eukaryota, Metazoa, Arthropoda, Insecta, Coleoptera, Chrysomelidae.